UUGUUUGGUGCUACAGUUCGGGUCUGAUUAUGGAUAGCUGUGGGGACUUGCUGCCUCACCACUCGGGGCUGAGGCCACAGACAGGACCCUCACCUUACACUGUUACCACAGAGCACCGCAGCUACAGACCUGGAGAAGAAGUCAAAGUUAUGCUUCAGGGUCCAGCAUCUAGUCCAUUCAUUGGUUUUCUGCUCCAGGCUAGAGUAGUAGGGGACAGUUUUCCUGUUGGCUGGUUUUCUUUGAUAUCAACAGCUGCUCAACUCCUCACCUGCCACCAAAGAUCUAAUUACCAGGUUUUUUGGGUUAAUGUGACAAGUCCCUCCCUGAAGAUUGUUAAUGACUAUCAAGAUGGAUCAACCAGUUCACCGACUCCACCAGUUUCCAGCACUCCACAACUUCAUGGUAUUUCAAGUGCAGGCUGCGGCAUCACAAAAGUGUGCUUCAGUCAGCCCCCAAACUGUGAUCCAACGGUUUUUCCUGACUGUUACUUCAUGUCGGCCAUGAUGACAUCUCCUAAUGGUCCAGCCAUCCGCUAUGAGAUGACAGGUCCCUCUGAUGGAUAUAUUGCUUUUGGAUUCUCAGAUGAUCAGAGGAUGGGAAAUGAUGAUAUAUAUAUCUGUGGCGUGGGCAGUAAUGGACAGCUGUGGGUUCAACGGGCUUUUUCAACAGGACGAUCAGUUCCACAAGUUGUUCCUCUGGGAAACGUUUCCGAAGUCAAAACAUCGAUGCAAAACAGAGUCCUCAGCUGUUCCUUCACUUCCACAAAUAUCAUUUCUACCAAGGCAACUUCUGGCUUCAAAAAAACCUACCACCUCAUGUUUGCCCAUGGGCCCAGCAACAGGGGUAAUGCGAUCCUCACUGCUAACCAUAAGUGU
Molecule: messenger RNA, 875 nt
Organism: Menidia menidia (Atlantic silverside)
Lineage: Eukaryota; Metazoa; Chordata; Actinopteri; Atheriniformes; Atherinopsidae
Source: the annotation of a GenBank genome assembly